AAAGAAAAUCCAAAAUCCAAAGACACGUCAUGAUGUGCAGGCGAAAAUACACGUCAACCAGCUUCGCCACUCCGAGUGGGAAGCUUCUUCCUUUUUCUUUUCUGGUAUUGUUGUUAUUCUAUUCAUUUCGAUUUUGGUUUAUUCAAUUGCUUAAUCAUUUCCCAACUUAGUAAAAUGUGGCUUAAUCACUCUCGCCACUAUUGUUUAUUGCACACUCACUCUCCCAAUUCCCAAACCCUUUUCCCCAAAUGGCCUGCCCCAUCAACGGCGCCGCCGCCGCCGCCAAUCCCAAGCCUAAACCAUCCCCAAUCUCUCAAUCGGAGAUCCAAUCCGAGUUCUCCCAUCACGACCCUUCAAUCGCCCGCAUAAACAACGGCAGCUUCGGCUGCUGCCCCGCCUCCAUCAUCGCCGCCCAGCACCGCCACCAGCUGCUCUUCCUCCGCCAGCCCGACCAUUUCUACUUCAACACCCUCAAGCCGUCCAUCCUCCAAACCCGCGUCCUCAUCCAGAACCUAAUCAACGCGGAUCACGUCGACGAAAUCUCCAUCGUCGACAACGCCACCACCGCCGCCGCGGUCGUCCUCCAGCACACGGCUAGGGCUUUCUCCUCCGCCACCUUCCAGCCCGGCGACGCCGUCCUCCUCCUCCACUACGCCUACGGCGCCGUCAAGAAGUCCGUCGAGGCCUACAUUUCCCGCACCGGCGGCCACGUGAUCGAGGUUCGCCUCCCUUUCCCUGUUAAAUCUAGUUUCGAAAUUGUUUCCGAAUUCGAAAAGGCGCUCCGAUUGGGGAAAUCGAAUGGUAGGAAAAUUAGGUUAGCUAUUAUCGAUCACAUCACGUCUAUGCCAUCUGUUAUCAUACCUAUCAAAGAGUUGGUUAGGAUGUGUAGAGACGAAGGCGUUGAUAGGAUAUUCGUGGACGCCGCCCACGCCAUUGGGAAUGUUGAGAUUGAUGUGAAGGACAUAGGUGCUGAUUUUUACACUAGCAAUUUGCACAAGUGGUUGUUUUGCCCUCCCUCCGCCGCCUUCUUGUACUGCAAGAUGUCGGAUGAAUUGUCCGACUUGCACCAUCCCGUCGUGUCUCACGAGUAUGGUAAUGGUUUGGCAAUGGAGAGUGCGUGGACGGGGACAAGGGAUUACAGUGCUCAGCUGGUUCUGCCGGAGGUGAUGGAGUUUCUUGGUAGGUUUGAGGGCGGACUCGAGGGGAUAUUGACGAAGAAUCAUGAGAGUGUGGUAGAGAUGGCGCAGAUGCUGGUGAAGGCGUGGGGGACAGAGCUGGGGGCGCCCCCAGAGUUGUGCUCUAGUAUGGCGAUGGUGGGGAUGCCGGCUUGCUUGGGCAUUAAGAGCAGUUCGGAUGCAUUGAAGUUGAGGAAGCAUUUGAGGGUGUGUUUUAAGGUUGAGGUGCCCAUUUACUAUAGGGCGCCGUUGGAGGGAGAGGUUGAUCCCGUCACAGGGUAUGCUAGGAUUUCUCACCAGGUUUACAAUGUGGCUGAUGAUUAUUAUAGAUUUAGGGAUGCAGUGAAUACAUUAGUCAAAGAUGGGCUUACUUGUGCACUUCUCUCCAAAUAUGAAGCUUAGCAGGGAAGAACAUGAAGUUUGUUCAAUAGCAACUAUGCAUCCGGCCAUUUCAAACGGAGGAGCAAGGAAAUGAUCAUUUCCUUACCGUUUCUCUGAAGAAAUAAUGUAGGCUUUCAUGAUCUUGGUGUUCUUUAGGAAUGUUGAAAGCAGUUUAUGUACUAGUGUUGUAAAAACUAGUUUUGCGCCCGUACAAUGCACAUGAUAUAUUAUUUAAAAAAAUUAAAUAAAUUAACUUUUUAAAACUUUUA
Molecule: messenger RNA, 1825 nt
Organism: Salvia miltiorrhiza (redroot sage)
Lineage: Eukaryota; Viridiplantae; Streptophyta; Magnoliopsida; Lamiales; Lamiaceae
Product: probable L-cysteine desulfhydrase, chloroplastic
Exons: 2
Coding region: 249-1577 (442 amino acids)
Source: RefSeq, a predicted model, not a curated record